Molecule: messenger RNA, 1011 nt
Organism: Morchella sextelata
Lineage: Eukaryota; Fungi; Ascomycota; Pezizomycetes; Pezizales; Morchellaceae
Exons: 3
Coding region: 1-1011 (336 amino acids)
Biological process (GO): nucleotide-excision repair, DNA damage recognition; base-excision repair; nucleotide-excision repair involved in interstrand cross-link repair
Cellular component (GO): nucleotide-excision repair factor 1 complex
Molecular function (GO): damaged DNA binding
Source: RefSeq, a predicted model, not a curated record
AUGCCUUCUACGCCUCCUCCUCCUCUUCAUCAGGACCCCCAGGGUACAACAAUGCCAGAAACACAAAGGCCACCACUAACCCCCGAAGCAAAACGACGAAUAGAAACCAACCGCCUUAAAGCCAAAGCCAUCCGAGAAGACCGUCUCGCCGCCGAAAAAGCCGCCGCGGAAAAAGCACCACCGCCCCCCACAAUACCCCGUAGUACUCGCAGCACUACUGCCCAAAAGCGCUCCUACGCCGAGAGCUCUAAUGUCCGUGACACCGCCACAGGCGCCACAACAGGCCCUGACGCCAUCAAGCCUGCCCGCAAGUUCGCCCGCCGCGACUACAUCGACUAUGACUUCUCGCGGAUGACCGACACCAAGGGUGGAUUUCUGAGUACCGAAGACGACCCACACUCUGCCCUCGCCGCUCUCGAUCUCCAAAAUAAGCCCGCACAUAUGACGCUCGAGCAGUGGUCGGCGCACCAGCUGCGCGCCAAACUGCAGAAGGAGAAGGCGGGCGCGUAUGAGCCCGCCAUUAGCUCGCUGCAGAACAGCGAGGAGGUGCAGAAGUGCUAUGAGUGCGAGAGUCCGGAGAUCGAUUGGAAGUGGCUGGAGGUUUUCGGGUGCCGUGUGUCGAGGGAGGACUAUCUUCUCACGGAUCCAGAGCUACGGGAUGAAGAGUUGCUGCCGCAUUUAGAGAAGCCAAAUCCGCAUAGGAGUACGUGGAAUAACAUGAUGCUGUAUUUACGAUACCAGGUUGAGGCGCAUGCGAUCAAGAAGUGGGGUGGGUUGGAGGCCCUGGAUAAGGAAUUCGAGAAGAGAACUGAGGAAAGGAAGAAGAGGAAGGAUGAUAAGUUUAGGGGUAAGCUUAGAGAGCUGAAAAAGAAGACUAGGGUCGAAAGUUGGCGCAAGAAUGCGGGAUCGAAGCAUGAGCAUGUGUGGGGUACUGCGGUGACGAAACCCAGUGGUGAGGAAAUACGCACAUGUGAAGAGUGCGGGUUCGAAGUGGAGGAGUUAGUCUUUUAG